Messenger RNA from Plasmodium reichenowi, 2926 nucleotides. RefSeq names its product mitogen-activated protein kinase 1. Gene Ontology annotation, molecular function: MAP kinase activity; ATP binding. The transcript has a single exon. The annotation marks the transcript as partial. Gene Ontology annotation, biological process: intracellular signal transduction; protein phosphorylation. Gene Ontology annotation, cellular component: cytoplasm; nucleus. The record is from RefSeq and is a predicted model, not a curated record. Lineage: Eukaryota; Apicomplexa; Aconoidasida; Haemosporida; Plasmodiidae.
UAUUUUAAAAAAAGUUGGUAAAGGAGCUUAUGGUGUUGUAUUUAAAGGUAGAUGUAAGAAAAAUAAAAACAUUGUAGCUGUGAAGAAAAUAUUUGGAGCGUUUCAAAAUUGUACAGAUGCUCAAAGAACGUUUAGAGAAAUAAUAUUUUUAUAUGAAUUAAAUGGACAUGAUAAUAUAAUAAAAUUAAUGGAUGUUAUAAAAGCAAAGAAUGAUAAUGAUAUAUAUCUUAUUUUUGAUUUCAUGGAAACCGAUUUACAUGAAGUAAUAAAAGCAGAUUUAUUAGAAGAGAUACAUAAGAAAUAUAUAAUAUAUCAAUUAUUAAGAGCUUUAAAAUAUAUCCAUUCAGGAGGUUUAUUACAUAGAGAUAUUAAACCAUCAAAUAUAUUAGUAAAUUCAGAAUGUCAUAUAAAAGUAGCAGACUUUGGAUUAGCUAGAAGUAUUUCAACACAUGUUAAUGAAAAUAAAGUACCUAUACUAACAGAUUAUGUAGCAACUCGAUGGUAUAGAGCUCCUGAAAUUUUGUUGGGUAGUACGCAUUAUACAGAAGAUGUUGAUAUGUGGUCCUUAGGUUGUAUCAUGGGAGAAUUGUUAUGUGGAAAACCGUUAUUUACAGGAAAUUCUACAAUGAAUCAAUUAGAAAAAAUAAUACAAGUAAUAGGAAAACCGAAUAAAAAGGAUAUAGAAGAUAUUAGAUCACCUUUUGCCGAAAAAAUAAUUUCGUCUUUUGUAGAUUUUAAAAAAAAAAAUUUAAAAGAUAUAUGUUAUAAGGCUUCUAACGAAUCCUUAGAUUUAUUAGAAAAGUUGUUACAGUUUAAUCCGUCUAAAAGGAUAAGCGCAGAAAAUGCACUGAAACAUAAAUAUGUUGAAGAAUUUCAUUCAAUAAUUGAUGAACCUACAUGUAGACACAUUAUUACAAUUCCCAUAAAUGAUAAUACUAAAUAUAGAGUUAAUUUUUAUAGGAAUGUUGUUUAUUUUGUAAUUAUGCGUAGGAAUAAGUUUCACUCUAAUGUAUUGAACCAAGGGGAAAGUAAAAAAGAAGAAAAGAAGGAUCGAUAUUAUAGAAGGGAUAAGGAUAAAAAAAAAUGGAUAUGUGAAAAUAAUAAGUUACAUAUGGAGGAUAAAGAAUAUAAGAAUAAGAUGAUAUUUUCUCAAGGGGAUAAACCUGAAGACAUAAAAGAAGACCAGAAAAAAUAUAAAAUUUGUGAUGAAAUUCAUGUAGAUACAUCAAAACAAAUUGAUUGUAUCAACCUAGAACAGGUGGUUCUUAAUAACAAUGAUGUAUCUUAUGUUGAUAAGAGAAAAAAAACAAAAUGUGAACCAGUAUACAAGGAGAGAGAGAAAAUGAAAAAAGAUAAAAUGAGAAAUGUUUACUGUAAGGAUGGAGAAAGGACAGUUUUUUACGAGGAUAGAAAAAAGGAGAGCAUUACAAAUUUUACGACAGCAACGACGGUUAGUAAAAGUGAUGAUACAGAAAUGGAGAUGAGUCAGAUGGAAAUAAAUGAAAUGGAGUCAAAUGAAAUGAAAGGAAAAAUAAAAGAACAAAUAAAAAAACAAACAAAAGAAAAAACAAAAGAGCAAAUAAAAAAACAAACAAAAAAACAAACAAAAGAACAAACAAAAGAACAAACAAAAGAACAAACAAAAGAACAAACAAAAGAACAAACAAAAAAACAAACAAAAGAACAAACAAAAGAACAAAUAAAAAAACAAACAAAAGAACAAAUAAAAAAACAAACAAAAGAACAAACAAAAGAACAAACAAAAGAACAAACAAAAGAACAAACAAAAGAACAAAUAAAAAAACAAAUAAAAGAACAAAUAAAAGAACAAAUAAAAGAACAAAUUAAGAAGACUCAAAAUAAUAUUAGUAAGAUUUCCAUAGGGAGUAAUACAAUGAGUAGCACUAUCAGUAAAACUGAACCUAAGAGUAGAAACUAUUUUAUUAAUAAGAAAAGUGUUGAAUCUUUUUAUACUAAAGAAAGAAAAAAUAAUGACAUGUUGUUUCAUGCUAAUAAUAAGAAGGUUAUAUUUUUUAAAGACAAAAAUAAGAUUAAAAAUCAUAGUUCAGAAAAAAAAAAAUUUAAAUAUAAAGUAUUUUAUGGUUUUAAGAAAUCAUAUGAAAAAGAACAAAAUGUACAUCAUUAUUUAGAAACCAAAUGUAGUAAGACCCCGUUAGGGAAGAAUUAUUAUCAUAAAAAAUAUGUGGAUGGAAGUAACAAAAAAUAUGUGGAUGGAAGUAACAAAAAAUAUGUGGAUGGAAGUAACAAAAAAUAUGUGGAUGGAAGCAACAAAAAAUAUGUGGACGGAAGUAGUAAAAAAUAUGUGGAUGGAAAUAACAAAAAAUAUGUGGAUAGAAGUAACAAAAAAUAUGUGGAUGGAAAUAACAAAAAAUAUGUGGAGGGAAGUAACAAAAAAUAUGUGGAUGGAUGUAACAAAAAAUAUGUGGAUAGAAGUAACAAAAAAUAUGUAGAUGGAUGUAACAAAAAAUAUGUGGAGGAAAGUAGCAAAAAAUAUAUCCAUAAUUAUAACCAUUUUAAUAAUAAUUACUAUUACUAUAGUCGUAGAGGUUCUUUGAAAAGCGUAAACAAAGAAGAAGAGAACUGUUCCCAAAGAACAUGGAAGAAUACAGAAAAAUUACAUUUACCCCUUGUAGUAAAUAAAAGCACAAAACCAUUGAAUAGUUUAUCACACUAUUAUUAUAAUAAAGACGAAGAAAAUAAAUAUAUGAAUAAUAGUAUGUUAAAAAAAGAAGUGAAGAAAAAAAUAUGGAGACAUCUCAUAGAUAAUGAGAAUAAAAAAAAUCAAGACAUGAAAGAUUAUUAUUAUAAUCCUAUAGUAAAUAAGACAGAAAAGAAUAUUAAGAGGAUAAAUUUUAAAUGUGAUGAGAAAAAGAAAACAGAGGAGAAAUGUGUUUCAAAUACGUAA